AUGAAGAAGGCAGUCCUAAAAAACAAAAAAGAAAAACAAACUGGCUUCGACGUCAAGUCUUCUGUGCACAACUUGAGCAAAACUCAGCAGACCAAACUCACUGUGGGGAACCUAGGCUUGGGCCUGAUCGUCAUCCAGAACGGGCCCUACCUCCAGAUCACCCAUCUCAUCCGGAAGGGGGCUGCGGCCAGGGAUGGAAAACUCAAGCCAGGUGAUGUUCUGAUUAGUGUUGGCCAUGCUAAUGUGUUAGGAUAUACUCUUCGAGAAUUUUUAAAACUUUUGCAACACAUCACCAUAGGAACAGUACUACAGAUCAAGAUUUACCGAGAUUUUAUUGACAUACCACAAGAGUGGCAAGAAAUCUAUGAUUUAAUCCCUGAGACCAAAUUCCCAGUAACGCGCCCAACAAAGAAAACUGAGGAGUCAAAAGAUGACCUUUUGGCAAGCAGUGAUGACAACGAAGAUGUAGUUUCAGAUAAAAAACUUAAGUAUUAUAAAGACCCAGGGUCCACUGGGCCUCAGUCUGCAAGACCGAUGUCUAUCUCCAGAGAGUGGCAUGGAUAUAAGAAGAAGAACCAUACCAUUAGCGUAGGGAAAGACAUUCAGUGUGACGUGAUGAUUCACAGAGAUCACAAGAAAGAAGUGAGAGCCCCUUCUCCAUACUGGACAAUGGUGAAGCACGACAAGGAGAGCUCCUCCUCCUCCACGGCCUCCUCCACCUCGGAUGCAUUUUGGAUGGAAGACUACGCCCAGGCUGAAAAGAGCAAGGUUCCACCUGUAUCGAAAGCUGCCACCCAGGCUGAAAAGAGCAAGGUUCCACCUGUAUCGAAAGUUGCUUAG
Messenger RNA from Enhydra lutris kenyoni (northern sea otter), 840 nucleotides. RefSeq names its product PDZ domain containing 9. NCBI's taxonomy places the organism in Eukaryota, Metazoa, Chordata, Mammalia, Carnivora, Mustelidae. Bases 1 to 840 code for a protein of 279 amino acids. The record is from RefSeq and is a predicted model, not a curated record. The transcript is spliced from 4 exons. Gene Ontology annotation, molecular function: protein binding.